Anopheles marshallii is the source of this 732-nucleotide messenger RNA. RefSeq names its product histidine-rich glycoprotein-like. The transcript has 2 exons. Lineage: Eukaryota; Metazoa; Arthropoda; Insecta; Diptera; Culicidae. The record is from RefSeq and is a predicted model, not a curated record. The coding region runs from base 1 to 732 and encodes 243 amino acids.
AUGGCUGGUGAAAUGGUAAUGGCAGCUUGUCUAUUCGCAUUGUUACUUGUGGUACCGGGAUUGGAUGGAUCCUACCGAAGUGCUCCCGGACAGGAGAAUGUGUUCCCACAUGCGCUAACAAAUGUUCAUUCUCUAGAAGAAAGAGGUCAAUUUAAAGCGUCUCAGGAAUACAAUGAGCAUCACCAUGUCGCACAGUAUCACCAAUCGGAGGUCGCUCAGCCUCAUCAUCCGCAUCAAUUGUAUCGCCCAGUGCAGUCCGAACAGCAGCAGCAUCAUUUCCAACCGCAUCAGCAGUACCUAGUUCAGUCUACGUACAAUGUUGGAUCUCACCAAGAGCACCCGAUUGCCCAAUCUCACCCUCAGCAGAGUAAACAACGCCAUACGGCACUGCCGUACAACAAUCAGCGUUUACACGUGAAGGUCGAUCACGCGGCAGCAUCGCAUGGUUUCGCCCAUCCCAUUGAUCCGGCGGCGCAACAUCUGCGACAGCAGCUGGCCCAAGAACCGAAGAAGGACUACCGUGCACUGAUCCCGAAAAGCAUCGCUCCGAAGCUUAACCCACUGCACCAUUCCUUUCAUCAGAAGCGUAACUUUGUGCCGCUGCAUCACAUCACGCGACAGGUGCCACUACCGGCGGCAAAGCCGAUCCAACCGCAACAUCACUCCAGCGGACAAUCUCAGCCUGUUCAGGCUGCACUUGCCGCUCCACCACCGAAACACAUUUCCGGAUAA